UAAAAGUAAAUGUUUAUUCAGCGGUUGAUAUAAUCUAAUGUGUCUAUUUAGUUAAACUUGUGAAAAAAUAUAAUGCACAUUUUAUACAAUUGUAUAAUUUAAAAACAAAUUGGAAAAUUACUGGCACUAAUGCAAUUUGCAAUUCCAAAUUUAUUAUGCGUGAAAUCAACAGCAAAGAAACACAUGAAAUUUAGUGUGUAAAAUAGAACAAAAACAAAACCAAUGUCUUCAAACGGAAAGUCAAUAACAAAAGGAAACAAAUAUGUAUGACAGCGACCAGAAUCUUCAAGACGACGAAAUAUGCCGCGUUUUGGACAUUUCUGGGGGCUUAUUAUAUAUAUAAUCACAUAAUAGCAAGAGUGUAAACUUUACCGGUGUAAAAGAACUUUUAAAGCCCUUUUCCGUUUGUACCGAAUGUUUUCUAAUAUGGCAUCCUGGCGCAAAGGAAAAACACGUCAUGAUAAGGUAAGAAAAAACUUGGUGCUGAAGGCCAAUGGUAAAAUAAUACAACUAGAAGUCUUUUAUAAUGCAGAUAAGGAACAUAUAGUAGAAGAUAUCUUAUCUGCUGAUGAUAAAGUAUUUAAAAUAAAGAAAGACAAUGAUGGUAACAUAUGUAUGGAGAAAAUACAAGAAGAACGUAAAGAAGCUGAUAUUUGUCAAGAUGACCGUCACGAUGGAAAAACACUUGAAAUAAACGAUGAACGGUCGGAUGAUGAUCAUCACCUGAUGAAAGGUCAAGACGAAUAUCGUUCACCUAACAGUAGCGACUCUGCAGACGAACACACUUUUGCCAAAGUUCAUUCAAUUGACAAAACAGUAGAAGGACAACAAUACUACCCGAACCGAAGCUUAUUAGAUACAGUUCACUUUAACAGUGUGGUUCAUCAACAGAAAGAUAGAGAAGACAGCAUUGCGACGGAACGUUCCGUGAUAGACCUUGAUGUAGAACAAGGACUUUAUGAAAACACUGAAGUGUUUCAGUUUGCAAAGAGAGGACAUAGUAGUAGUAGUAUCUACUCAAUGGAAAAUCUGGGAACCAUUGCGCACUUGGACCUAGAUCAGGAAAGGAAUCUCAUACUUGGAGAGGAUGAUACAACAAAAGAUCAUGUUCAUCAAAGAGAGGAAACGGAACUAAGUUACCCAUUUAGCAAAGCAGAAGUUCCACCUGGACUUAGCGAAAGAAAAUACACUUGUUGUUUUGGAGAAGACAAAAAGUUGUACAUCUAUAGUGGAUCUAUCCUGUCAAUCAAAGGGGUAGAUAUUGUCGCUUGUGGUAAUUCUCCUAGUGGAAAAUCAAAAGGUUCCCUCCUUAUAGCUAUAGAGGAAAUGGGCGGCAGAACUUAUAGAGAUGCAAGGCGUAAAGCUUUUAGAAGACACACUCAGAUUGAAGAAGUUAUUGUGUGCGGAAGCGGGGAUAUAAUGAAUUUCAAAUGGGUUGCACACGUACUAAUGCCUCGUGAAACUGAAGGAGGAGCGAAAAUCCAAUUAGCAUUUUACAAAAUAUUUGAAACUCUGAAAGAAAAACGGUGCCAUACACUGGUACUUCCGUUGAUUGGAACAGGAAAAGGAAGGGGCGACCCAAUACUUUAUGCAGUGAGCUUCUUUGAUGGUCUUCUGAGAUUCUACAGACGUAACAAACACUAUCGGUUUGAAAUCCAUCUUGUUGAUACAGAAAAGGAAAGGAUAAAGACAGUUGUGGAUGAAGUGAAGAAAGCUGCCAGAAAAGCAAAACAGGAGUCUUCCAGUGAAAAAACGUCCCAUGGAACAGAUACUUCUGCUGACGUAAAUUCAAAGAACAAACUUUACGACAAAGAAUUGACCAGCGUUAGUGAAUAUACCGCCAGAGAUGUGCGUUCGUACUCAAGUACCAAUUUUGGCAGUAGAGAAUACCGUGCAAAGAAGGAAAUGCUGUACGGUUUCAAGCGGUCCAGUCCAAGGUAUCCGCGGAAGACAAUGGAGAAAAAUCUAUCAGUUGACUCCGAUUCUUCAUCAUAGGUAGAAAUUACCACGUACGGUAAUAGAGUGUUUGACAAUAUUCCAAAGCGAACGAUGAAAAAAAAUAAUCAAAUAUUGAAAACAACUACAACUUAUUGUGCUAUUACUACAUCUGCAGAUAUUCUUAUAAUUAUCACGCGGUCGUUUCAUUAGAUAUUUAGCGUUAUUAGGACCUUGAAUGUGUUAUGCACAAUUUACCACACAAAACUGAAAAUUACUAGGAAUAGUUUUUGUAUACAAUAAGAUGCAAGGGGUGUACGGAAUGUAAUGCUUGUUAUUGUAACAUUGACCAAAAAGAACAUUUUAAGCUAC
Molecule: messenger RNA, 2307 nt
Organism: Mercenaria mercenaria
Lineage: Eukaryota; Metazoa; Mollusca; Bivalvia; Venerida; Veneridae
Exons: 8
Coding region: 415-1995 (526 amino acids)
Source: RefSeq, a predicted model, not a curated record